Messenger RNA from Gryllus bimaculatus (two-spotted cricket), 234 nucleotides. NCBI's taxonomy places the organism in Eukaryota, Metazoa, Arthropoda, Insecta, Orthoptera, Gryllidae. The record is from the annotation of a GenBank genome assembly.
CUGCCGCAGCCGCCGCCGCUGCUGCGGCUGCCGCCGCUUCCUCCACCGCCAACGCCACCGCUACCUCCAGCCCUGCGGCUAGGGACGUCAAGGGCACCACAACGAGCAGCGCGUUGCCGACGGCGCCGCGGCAGGCGCUUCUGGGCGCGCGAUGCGGCAGCGUGCGCGCCGCCAUCCAGAUCUUCGAGAGCGGCGGCUCGGCCACGGCGGUCCGCACCAGCGCAGGCCCCGCCC